AUGGCCGCUUCCCGAUUACCCCCAGCGACGCUAACGCUGAAGCAGUUCAUGAGAAGGCAACAGGUUCUUCUCCUCUAUAGAAGAAUUUUGCAAGCAAUUCGGGAAGUUCCAAAUGAUUCUGAUCUCAGAUACUUAAGGGAUUGGGCAAAGGAAGAAUUCAAAAGAAACAAAAAUGCCACUGAGGAGGAUACGAUCCGGAUGAUGAUGAUUCAAGGCAAUCUGCAGCUCAAGGAGUUAGAAAAAACACUUGCUUUAGCAAAAUCCUAGCUAUUGCAUUAUUUUUUGUUUUGGGCAGCCCCAAGUUAAAGUCAGAUUGUUUCUAUGCAAUAUACUUGGGCAAAAUACCAGAAGAUGAAGCUUAUCAAAUCACAGAGAGCAAAGGAAAGUGCAGCAGGAUAUUUGCAUUAGCACUAAAAAAUAUCCCUGUGGGGCCUGAGCGAUAGCAUAGCGGGGAGGGUGUUUGCCUUGCAUGCAGCCAACACAGAA
This is a messenger RNA of Suncus etruscus (white-toothed pygmy shrew), 486 nucleotides long. RefSeq names its product LYR motif-containing protein 2-like. The record is from RefSeq and is a predicted model, not a curated record. Bases 1 to 267 code for a protein of 88 amino acids. The transcript has a single exon. NCBI's taxonomy places the organism in Eukaryota, Metazoa, Chordata, Mammalia, Eulipotyphla, Soricidae. Gene Ontology annotation, cellular component: mitochondrion.